AUCUCAAAGAGCAAUGAACAAUGGUCCCACCCACAGGGCAUCCAGAGUAACAUGAACAGACUCUUAAAGAAGCGAAGUGUGAACAGCGCACAGAGCAACGAGGAAAUCCUCAAUUCUCUAGUACAGGUUACAGUGCUGCACCAGUGAGCUACAACUACCCAUACAGUGCACCCACAACUUAUGUUGAUGGAGAUCCACACUUUUUUUAUUGAGCUAUCACAACAGAAUGAUGCCCUGUGCUUCAACAUUGAUGACAAACCUGGUACCAUAUUUAACCUGGUUAGAGACCCGCUUACAGGAAUUGUGGUCAAUGGACAAACCAUUGGAGAUAAGAAGGUUGUCCCAGGGAAGAAGGUGAUGACAUAUUUUGGGCGCUUUGGAAUCCUUCAUGAGAGGUUUGGUAUUAGAGUAAUGGUGAGCACAAAGGAGAUCUCAGUGUCUGAGGAGGGAAAAGAUGCAAAGUUUUUCUGGUCUGAUAGUGCCACCAUCAAAGGGACCAACAUGGAUCUGCAGGUAAUAAAAGAUCGUAGUUUAACGGUGACCUUGAGGGACUCAGUCAAGUUUCUGAUCAUCCUGCACAAAGUUUGGAAGAAUCAUCCGUAUCACCAAGACUAUCUUGGAUUCUACACCUUGGACAGCCACCUCCUAUCUAAAAGUGUCCAUGGCCUGCUUGGACAGUUUUAUCAUGGUGUGGAGUUUCAGGUCAGCGACCUCUUUCCAGGAGAAGAUCCAAGCAAACCAGAUGCCAUCAUGCUUUUGAAAGGACAUGACCUUCUUGUUACCAGAGGUUGGCAGAAAGAUUUCAGACAGGAUGUGAAGUAUGGAGAAAAUAAUUCUUGUUGGUUCAUUCAAGAAUAAAUAAAUAUGAAGAGUUCAGAUGCAAAACCAUCUUGUCAGGAUCCCAACGUCAUCA
Misgurnus anguillicaudatus (oriental weatherfish) is the source of this 913-nucleotide messenger RNA. The record is from RefSeq and is a predicted model, not a curated record. NCBI's taxonomy places the organism in Eukaryota, Metazoa, Chordata, Actinopteri, Cypriniformes, Cobitidae.